AUGCUUCUGACCAGACUCUGUACAUUACUAUUUAUUCUUUUUGCUACGGUCCUCUCGAUCAGGGAGCAGGAUAAGUUCGAUAUCCUCAAUGACCAGUCCUUUGAAGAAGCUCCCGAGGACUACGAGAAGGUGUCUCACGACUCGCUUCUUUGGGGCCCAUACAACUCAGGUCGUUACUUGGGUAUCCGUCCGAGAAUCCCAGAAUCGCUAUUGUCUGGGCUUAUGUGGUUCAAUGUUGAUAGCCAGAUGGGCGUGAGUGCUGCUCGUGAUUUCUAUGAACAGGGCGACAAUAUGGCUAGGGCCAAUUGGGUGCAAUUUGAUCCACGCUUGGGUGGCAGACAGGUGAUAAGUGAUAACGAUUGUCAUAUUGAUAUCACAAUUGAUUUUGUGAAGAGUGAUAACGGACGCAAUUGGGCCGUGAAGGUUAAACUGGUGCCUCACAAGGGCCACGAGAAUGUCAAGACGUCGUUUGUCUGGUACUCUGGUCUCCAGGGUGAGAGAAAGGGAAUUGAUUCCCAAACAGCUAACGAGGGAGUCUUGAAACUCGAUACUCCUCGUGAUGAAAACGGAUACAAGGGUACUGUCAAGCUUUCAGGUUUCUCAGAAGAAUUGGGUUUGUUCGAGAUUAAGAUCAACGAUGGUGGUUCCGGAACCAAGAACAAGCAUCCAGACCCUCCAAAGGGCACUUUGAGGGAACUCAACUCUAAGAGAACGCAUCACUUGAGUUUGCGUGUUCCAAAUCAUUCAGUUUGGCAAUCGAGAGCUAUCUUUAUGACUCUCUUGAAGGAGUCGGUACAAGAGAUCGUUAGCACCUACGAACAGGAUUCUGAAAAAUUCCCACCACACGUCGUGUACCUCAUUCGUAACAUGAACAAGUACGAGGGUAAUUUGCACUUUAUCCAGAAAGUGUUUGAAGGAGCUUCAGAAUUCGACGUGGUCUAUUCUGACGUUGCUUCACCACCAACUGAAAGAAUUACUUUUGGUAAUAUUGACAACAAGAUUGAUGAGGUUUUGCUGAAGGUUAACCAGAACUUCAAGGAGAACUUCCAGCUUCUGAAGUUCCUGAAUAAACAACAAGAGUUUGGCCAAGAGAUGCUCUCUGGUCUCUUGGGUGGCCUUUCGUAUUUCUACGGUGACCAUUUGGUUGAUAGACAAUCUAAGCUUGAUAGUGAAGAUUUCUCUGCCGAUGGGGAAGGAGAUGGUACUGAGUUGCCAAAACUUAAGGGUGAACUUGAGGGCCCAUUUGAAUUGUUUACUCUUGUUCCAUCUCGUCCAUUCUUCCCAAGAGGCUUCUACUGGGAUGAAGGUUUCCAUCUUCUUCCACUCUUGAAGUAUGAUUCUGACUUGGCUUUAGAGAUCAUCAAGUCGUGGUUCAACCUUAUUGACGACGAUGGCUGGAUUGCCAGAGAACAGAUUUUGGGAGCAGAAUCAAGAUCUAGAGUUCCAGAAGCAUUCCAAGUUCAAAGUCCUGCUAUCGUCAACCCACCAACAAUAAUGCUUGCUUUCACAUACCUCCUUGAGAACUCUCAGAAGACUAAGGUUGAAGAGACGGUUGAUUUGGAUGAAGGCGAUGUGAAGGCCAAUAUCGGUAGAGUUGUCUUGAACAACCCAGAGUUGCUUGCCGACUAUACCCGUCAAAUCUACCCUAAACUCAAAUCACACUUUGAAAUGUUCCGCAGAACUCAACAAGGAUCAGUGGAGGAGUUCAACCGUGGCGAUAACUACGAGGCAUACAGAUGGAGGGGAAGAACUGUCACCCAUAGUCUUGCUUCCGGAAUUGACGACUAUCCUCGUGCUCUUCCACUUGAUGUUGCUGAGCUCAACGUUGAUCUAUUGUGCUGGAUGGGCGUGAUGACAAGAUCUAUCAAGAUGAUUGCCCAGGUCCUCGAGUUGAAGGAUGAUGAGCAGCAUUACACUAAGAUCGAGAAUGAUAUCAUUGCAAACGUCGAGGCAAUCCACUGGUCUGAAAAGGAUAAGUCCUACUGUGAUGUCUCGGUAGAUGACGAUGAUGAGAAUGUACAUGUCUGUCACAAGGGAUACAUUUCACUCUUCCCAUUCUUGACUAAGAUGAUACCAGUUGAAAGCGUGGACAAGAUCGAGCAUGUUGUUGACCAGAUCACCGACCCUGAGGAACUUUGGUCCGAAUACGGUAUUAGAUCUCUCUCCAAGUCUGACGAACACUAUAGAACUGGUGAGAACUACUGGAGAGCACCCGUCUGGAUCAACAUCAACUACUUGGUGCUUGAAAACUUACAAUACUACCAUGAAGCCACAAAGCCUCAUGCUAGCAAGGAACUCAAAAAGAAGAUCGAGCUGGCUUACUCCAAUCUUCGUAAGAACCUUAUCAAGAAUGUGUUCGACCAGUGGGAGAAGACCGGGUUCGUUUGGGAGUCAUACGAUGACCAAUCUGGAGACAACAAGGGAGCCAAAAACUUCUUGGGCUGGACAUCCACCAUUUUACUCAUGAUGGAAAUGCCAGAAAAAUUAACUUAG
Messenger RNA from Candidozyma haemuli, 2493 nucleotides. RefSeq names its product Cwh41p (gene CWH41). Gene Ontology annotation, molecular function: Glc3Man9GlcNAc2 oligosaccharide glucosidase activity. Gene Ontology annotation, cellular component: endoplasmic reticulum membrane. The coding region runs from base 1 to 2493 and encodes 830 amino acids. The transcript has a single exon. Gene Ontology annotation, biological process: protein N-linked glycosylation; oligosaccharide metabolic process. NCBI's taxonomy places the organism in Eukaryota, Fungi, Ascomycota, Pichiomycetes, Serinales, Metschnikowiaceae. The record is from RefSeq and is a predicted model, not a curated record.